UUCAAGGCAUAUUUUACUUUGCAAUUGCAGUUGCUGCUGCCUCCCAGACGAUGUUGAUUAUGAUUACAAAAGCCCAAAAGCAAAAUUAAUUUGUUGGAUUCUCUGAUUUUUCCAUUUUUAAUAUACAAUCUGCCAUUUGCAAACAUAAACGUUGCUGCAACACUCAGAUUUUUCUUUUAGGCAGAAGAAUCAUAAAAGUUAUUUAACACUAAUUAAGCUCUCUCUCUCGAUUGAUUUGGGGCCUCUAGCUUAACUUUACUUUCUAAUUCACUCUCAAUCUCUCUGUGUUUGUGCAUUUUCUCUCUUCUUGUUGGCUUAUUUGCUCUUAAUCCUUGCACUGUUUUGAUGGCCUUGGCCUGGCUUCCUGCAAGUAACGUGGCAUUCUAAUCUUUCUCUUCUACCUUUUUGGCUUUUUAGGGGGGAAAUAGAGAGAUUUUGAGACCUAGGUAAAGUUUUUUUCUAUGGGGGUUGUGGAUCUCUUCAUUGCCUCACUAAUGCCUGUUUUGAAAGUACUGCUGAUUACUGCUCUUGGCUCAUUUCUCGCAAUUGAUCGUUUCGAUAUUUUGGGAGUUGAUGCACGAAAGCAUUUGAAUAAUGUUGUGUUUUUUGUCUUCAAUCCGGCCCUUGUUGGUAGCAAUCUGGCAAAAUAUAUUACACUCAGAAGCAUGGGCAUAUUGUGGUUCAUGCCAUUCAAUAUUCUUCUCACAUUUAUCAUUGGCUCCGUACUUGGAUGGCUACUUAUUAAAAGUACCAAAGCUCCUAACGGUCUGAGGGGGCUUGUGUUAGGAUGCUGUUCUGCAGGAAAUCUGGGGAACAUGCCUCUGAUAUUCAUUCCUGCUGUAUGUAAAGAAAGAGGUGGUCCAUUUGGUGAUGUUGAUGUCUGUUAUACACAUGGAUUGGCAUAUGUUUCCCUCUCCAUGGCAAUUGGUGCUAUCUACAUGUGGUCUUAUGUGUAUAACAUCAUGCGCAUAUAUUCAAGCAAGGACUGUGAAGUGCCCAAAGUGGAGGCCUUUGCUAAAGUUGCAAAGUCUCCUAGAGAAACACCUGAAAAUCUUUCAAAAGUUUCCACAGGGCCCCUGCUUCCUUUACAAGGCCACUCACCAAAUGAGGACCAUAUAGAUCACUUUGAACUUGAUUGCGCAAUGUCUAAGCGGAAGGCAGAGGGAUCAUUUUUGGAAAGGAUUAAGCAGAGCUUACAGGUUUUUACAAAAAUCAACUUUAGAAGAUUGCUUGCACCUUCAACAUCUGGAGCGCUGGUUGGAUUUGUUGUUGGUGUCAUACCUCAGUUCCGAAAAGCUCUAAUUGGUGAUAAUGCACCUCUUCAUGUGGUUCAGGAUUCUGCAUCUUUGCUUGGAGAGGCUGCCAUUCCAACUGUAACCUUGGUAGUGGGGGCAAAUCUUCUUAAAGGUCUAAAAGGCUCUGAGGUCCAGCGCUCAGUCAUCAUAGGGAUCAUAGUGGUUCGGUAUAUUUUAUUACCAAUAUUUGGGGUAGUGAUUGUUAAGUCUGCAGUGCGCUUGGGAUUGGUGCAGUCAAAUCCACUGUAUCAAUUUGUUCUUUUGCUUCAAUAUGCACUUCCUCCAGCAAUGAACAUAGGUACGAUGACCCAGUUGUUUGGAACUGGAGAGAGUGAAUGCUCAGUGAUUCUGCUAUGGACUUAUGCAUUGGCCUCAAUUUCACUAACGCUCUGGUCAACAUUGUUUAUGUGGCUUGUGGGGUAGAAUAUUGACAAUCUGGAGCUGCAUUGUUAUAUCCCUAUCUUCAAGUUGUUUGAUGUCAAUUGCAGCUUUUGGUUAGGCAUAAGAAAUUUCCAUGUGUUCCAUCUUCUAGAAUUUAAUAUAAAUAUAAAUAUGUAUGUAUUCCUUUUGCCAAAUUUACCAGAAAUGUCCAAGCAAUUUAUAUAAAUGCAAAUGGCACUGGCAUGCAUGUACAGUGUGGGGCA
Molecule: messenger RNA, 1939 nt
Organism: Manihot esculenta (cassava)
Lineage: Eukaryota; Viridiplantae; Streptophyta; Magnoliopsida; Malpighiales; Euphorbiaceae
Product: protein PIN-LIKES 3
Exons: 10
Coding region: 462-1718 (418 amino acids)
Biological process (GO): endoplasmic reticulum to cytosol auxin transport
Cellular component (GO): membrane
Source: RefSeq, a predicted model, not a curated record